Lactuca saligna is the source of this 1032-nucleotide messenger RNA. NCBI's taxonomy places the organism in Eukaryota, Viridiplantae, Streptophyta, Magnoliopsida, Asterales, Asteraceae. The record is from the annotation of a GenBank genome assembly.
AUGGCUGAGUUAGCUGAGUUGCCUUUAGAAGUCAUCGAUGAAAUCUUAUCAAGAAUGCCUCUCAUCGGGUACAUCUCUUGUCGACCCAAUCAACCAUCUAUUCUCAGUUUCUUCCAUAUCAACGAGUUGAAAGAACAUACUCCUGAAACUAACUCAGUAAUGGAGUUUGGGUGUCAAAAUUUGUUGAUGGUUUUGGGUUCUUGCAAUGGGCUGCUUUAUCUAUCUCAAAACCAUGGUAAUGACAUGAUCAAUGACAUGACUACUUUGGUUGUGAUAGAUCCUCUAAGGAAAGAACGUUAUGAGUUGCCACCUAUCGAUAUUAUGUUAGGGGAGUAUUUCCAAGAGUCAUGUGGGCUUUGUUUUGAUGAUUCUACAAACACGUUCAAGAUGGUUUGUGUUGUGGUAAGAAACCAUGCAACAUGGCAGAUGAAACUUGCUGACGUGAGGAAGAAUCUUCGCACCAUGGUGCAUGUCUUAGGGACAAAUUCAUGGAUAGAGAUACCUCAAGUUCCAGAUUAUCCGAUAACAGGUGAAGGAGUAUUUAGCCAUGGAUAUGUGUAUUGGUUAGCAGCUUGUGUUGAUGAAUCACCAAAUAAUGAUCCAAGAAAAGUGAUAUGGUUCAACGUGAAGAAGGAGGAAUUCGGGUGGAUUGAUCUUCCUAAAGAAACACAAACACAAGAUGAAUCAUUCAUCAGCCAUCGAUUGGUUGAUUUGCAUGGUGAACUUGGAUACGAAUACAUGUCUAACAACAUUGAGGUGUGGGUGUUGAAGAAGAAGGAAUGGGUGAUUUAUUGUAGGGUUGAUCAGAAGCCACCUUUUCCUCAUCAAGAGAUAAUGGUUUUAGGUCAAUGGAACAAGAAGGGGGACUUGUUAAUGACGAACAAUCCAUGGGAAAAAAACUUACCGAAAAGGUUGUUUGUUUAUGGUCAGGAAAGUGGUGAGACACAUGAAGUAAAACUUGUUGGUUGGGAGAAUGGAUGGGAAGGAGAUAUACGAAUGUAUCAAAGUAGCCGGUUUUCAAUUCAUGGUUGA